UCGUCAAUGGGCAGUCAGAAAAUUUCGACAGAGUAGUUUUACCUAGCUAACUAUUCGUUAGCUAUCCUAACGCGAACAGACUAAAAUUAUUGUCAACACUAGCAGCAGUGUUUACGCAGAGCAUCACAGACUGGCAUCAAAAAGUCGCAAACAUGAGCUAAAUUAGAUUUAUCUAGGUCGAAUUGGCCUUCCUCAGAAAAAGUCCGCAGUUCCUGCUAACGUUGGCCUAGCUAGCUUUUUCCACAGUUAGCGAUGCUUGCAGUGAAAUAGCUUCUUUGACUUAAUUUUGUGACCACGCUCGUGCUGAUCUAAUUUGCAUAUGCUGAAAUUAGCUGGCGAACUUUGAACCUUAGUUUAGCUUGUUAUGUUACUAUUUUGGUAAAAAGCUAGGCAGCUUAAGUUAGUUACCCCACGCUUCACUAGCUAAGUUGCUUCAGUGCUUGAGCUAGCUAGCUAGAUACUACUAAGUUAGUCAAGGCGCAUAUUUGACUAAAUUGGCUAAAUGCUGUUUCUUCACAAAUCAACAAAUCAUCUAACUUAUGCGCCUGGUGAUGUCACCGGUUUAAAUAUAGUUUAUUUAUUGAUUAGCAAGUUAGCGUAGACUACCUAAUGCCAGUGCAGUUUGCAAGCUUUCGAGUGUUCGGCGAGGUAAAUAAGCCAGCAAAGUUGCCCAGCUAACGCCAGUUUCAGUCGCAUAUUCAGAUCUUAACGUUAGUUAAAAUCAUUAACUGGCUGGGCUACUUACGGUACAUUUGAUAAUCAAGAAAGCUGACUAACUUGCCGGUGUUAGCCUUCGUAACGAAGAAUUACUUAAUCUAGGUUACACAGGUGUAUUGUAUUCCUUUGGCAACAAGUCAGUUACACAGCUAGCAAAUCAAUCGCACACAUAGGUAAACCACAAUGAAAUAUCCAAAAUGGUAUGUGCAUGAAGUUAACCUUAAUGCAUUUAUCCUUAUUCAAAAUGUAUUUGCUUUGCAGUAUCUAUAAUGGCACAGUGUGGUGGUGUAAACCUUGUGACUUGCAGCACCAGGCAGUGCUGAUGGCACAUGAUCCGGGCAGCUGAGAGAGAUUCUGAUGUGAAUAGAGAAGCCAGGCCUGUAAUAGCGUAGUGCUGCUGCGGCAGCGGGCUGGGCUAUUCCCUAGCUGCAUUGCGAGGCCUUUGUUAUUCUGUCAUGUAAUAAUCCACUUUAAAAUCAGUCAUCGUGUUCUUAAACCUUAAUCGGAGAGUGAAAAGUAACUGCCCUUGAAUAGUGUUUAAUACAAUUAAGUAUUGAACAAGUAAUUCUUAAUCGCAAUGUUUAAACUACGCCUUGUCAUAUUCAAUCAUCUCCAAGUAGCUAUUUAUUUUUGCACUUCCUGCUUAACUGAAGCGGAGCACAGGAGACAUGGCCAGUCUGUCAAGGUGGAUGUUGAAGAUUUCCACUGAACAGUAGAGGACCCAGCGUAUCCAGGAAGUGCCCAGUCGAGAGGCCAUGGCAUCGAAGUCAUCCCUGCUUAAAGUCAUCCUGCUGGGGGAUGGCGGCGUGGGGAAGAGCUCCCUCAUGAACCGCUACGUCACCAACAAGUUCGACACGCACCUCUUCCACACCAUCGGCGUGGAGUUCCUCAACAAGGACCUGGAGGUGGACGGCCACAUGGUGACCAUGCAGAUCUGGGACACGGCGGGCCAGGAGCGCUUCCGCAGCCUCAGGACUCCGUUCUACCGGGGCUCGGACUGCUGCCUGCUCACCUUCAGCGUGGACGACAGCCAGAGCUUCCUCAACCUGGCCAACUGGAAGAAGGAGUUCAUCUACUACGCCGACGUCAAGGAGCCCGAGAGCUUCCCCUUCGUGGUGCUGGGCAACAAGCUGGACGUGACGGAGCGGCAGGUGUCCUUGGAGGAGGCCCGGCAGUGGUGCCGGGACAACGGGGGCCACCCCUACUUCGAGACCAGCGCCAAGGAUGCCACCAACGUGGCGGCGGCCUUCGAGGAGGCGGUGCGGCGCGUUCUGGCCGCCGAGGACCGGGCGGAGCACCUCAUCCCCACGGACACGGUCAACCUGCACAGGAAGCCCCGCUCCAGCGCCUCCUGCUGUUGAUCGCCAGCGCCAACCUGCUGCUUUUGUUUUUUUUUUUGUUUUUUUUUUUAUCCAGCAUGUGACUGAGGCAUGGCCGCACCCACCAGGAAAGAUGGGGUCCGUUUGGAAGACGGGGCGUGGCUUAGAACACUAUGAGACAAUGGAGCCCGGAGUUUUUGACACACGUUAGAUUAGCUCUGAACUACAACUCCCAUCAGCCCCUUUGAGAAAAGCUGUGCGGUGCUUUGCCGGUUGAGUGUCCCUUUGAACUGUGCAUCAUGAGCACAGCCCAGCUCGGCCAGGCACCUUUGAGAACUUAGCGUUAAUUAGAAGCUCAUUUAUUACUGGAUAUAUGGGAUUAUAGAGUGGUGUGGAGGGUAGGCUUUUGAAGCUUUAGUGAAGUGGAACUUCCAGGUCAACAGUGUAGUAUUUAAUGUAUAAAAAUUGUCUUAACUCUCACAUAUUCUAAUAUAAAUAAUAACAUGGUAAUAGAGGUCUGGAGCUGUGUUUCCAAUGAUGACAUCAGGAUGUCAGAGAGAACCGCUUCCUGCUUUAUGUCACUAGCUCGAGACCGACAGGAAGAGGCACCUCUGUCGUGAUGGGUGUUCCCUCAGUGGUGGCAGACAUAAUUUGGACCUGUGCAAAAAUGAACCUCUGUUGCUUGUGUAGAUCACGUAAAAGAUGACAAAAGCAAUUCAAGGAUAUGUCAAUUUGGUAAAGAUCCUGAAAAAUAAUUAUUGCAAUGUUAAGCUCCGAAAUCACAUGCCUGUUGGGUUGUAUUAUACAUGUUAUCACAAUUGUAAAAAGGAAACAUUGUUGAUGUUGAUAUUUUUAACGAAACAACAAUCUGUUUACCUUAGAAUUGAAGGAUUACACAAUGGUGCCAAAUCUAACAGUGUCUAUAAUAAAUUUGUAACAUAGCUGUCAAUUAUAUUGACUGACAAAGUAAUUUAUACUGUCUUCCUAUUUUUGUCUGACCUCAGAUGUGUUGGACAAUUUCUAAUAAAAAAAAGCACUAGUGUUACUACUUUAUAGAACAGAGAUGCAUGUUGGACAGGAAAUGAUUGUUGACGGGAAUAUUAUUUGUAGGCAGAGCUGUUCAUGAACCUAGACUCCAUGUACUGAUUCAAGAUGAUAAAUAACCUUAACCAGCCAUGCAACAUGUGGUCUCUGGUUGGGAGGACAGACAUACAGUGUGUUUUUUUUGAAGUUUGCAAAAUAUCCUUUUUUCAACCACAAGAUGGAAGGGGAAAAUACAAGCGUUAAAGCCUGGCUGUUGUCAUGCAUGACCAAUUUUGUUGUUUACAUGACCACUAAUAAACUGCAAAGGAUGUUUUACUGCAAAAUAUAAA
This is a messenger RNA of Conger conger (European conger), 3409 nucleotides long. RefSeq names its product ras-related protein Rab-9A. The record is from RefSeq and is a predicted model, not a curated record. The coding region runs from base 1473 to 2078 and encodes 201 amino acids. The transcript is spliced from 4 exons. NCBI's taxonomy places the organism in Eukaryota, Metazoa, Chordata, Actinopteri, Anguilliformes, Congridae. Gene Ontology annotation, biological process: retrograde transport, endosome to Golgi; Rab protein signal transduction. Gene Ontology annotation, molecular function: GTPase activity; GTP binding. Gene Ontology annotation, cellular component: lysosome; phagocytic vesicle; late endosome.